GGAGAAGGAAGGAAGCAUGGAAGCCGCGGUGGUGACGCUGCCAAAGCUUGUCGCAUCCAGCCGCCCUACGUCAGCCGACGUUCCCGUGAGCCGUGAGCGCUGCCGUCGAGCUGACCUCUCCGGUGCCAACAAGAUACGGCGGGCCCCACGCCGGAAAUUCCACAUCAGCCGGCGACAAGUCAGAUCCUAACACCGAUCGGCAGCUCAUCACGCCUGCAAACCAGGAGGCUAUAAACCUCACCGCUCUCACGCUAUCGAAGUCUAUAAAUCCCGGCGCGUCGUCUCCCACCGCCGGCUCGACAAGCAAGCUUCUUCUACCCCUCUUCCAGCUCCAGCACACUCACCAGCCACAGACCACAGCAGAGCUCCAGAUGGAGCAGGGGAAUCACACAUCCUCUGCCUCUGGCAUCUACGACUCCGCCGCAGCUCCAGCUGCCGCGUCGCUCCCAUUCGACGCGGCCGAUGGCGCCGACGACAUGCUCCUGCAGCUCGACGCCUUCCUCCUCGGCACGGACGCCACCGGGGACAGCUCCGAUUGGCUCCCCGCCUCGCCUUCGUUGUCCUCUGACGCAGCAGUGGUGCCACUGUCGCCGAGCACGCCGGAGCAGCGGCGGCGGCCGGACGCGGGCGCUUCGACGCCGGGCAAGAAGCGGCCGGCGACUCCGGCCUUCAUCGGGGUGCGCAAGCGUCCCUGGGGCAAGUUCGCCGCCGAGAUACGGGACUCCACGCGCCGAGGCGCCCGCGUGUGGCUCGGCACCUUCGACACCCCCGAGGCCGCCGCGCUCGCCUACGACCAGGCCGCCUUCUCCGCGCGCGGCGGCGCCGCCGUCCUCAACUUCCCCGUGGACCGCGUGCGGGAGUCGCUGGCGGCGCUCGCGCUCGCCGGUGCGGGCGCCAGCGGCUGCAGCGGCUCCCCCGUCCUCGCGCUGAAGCGGCGGCACUCCAAGCGCACGCGCAGGCGGAAGCACCAGCUCUCCCCUGCGACGUCGACGGACAGCAGCGGCAGGAACCAUCUCGACCCGGUGCAGCAGCUGGAGCGCCAGCGCGCCGACGCGUCUGCUGUGCCAGUGCCGGAGCCGGAGCAGCGGGUGGCGGCGCUCUGCCAGUGCCACUGCCGCGGCGGCGGAGUCGUGGAGCUGGAGGACCUCGGCACCGAUUACUUGGACGAGCUCCUCCGAGUGUCGUCGGACUUGGAGUGUGCGUUGAUACGUUGAGAGCAUUAUUGAGGCCAGUCGCCGUCGUCGUCGCCAUCACCCUCGCAACGCUCCAGCACUGUCCAGCCAUUGCCAUCGCACGGCGACCCGACAUUAUAUAUUGUAAAUCUCCAAAUUAAGUAGUCGACCCGAUUCUGCUCGUUGGCACACGUUAUUAUCAUCUUGAUUAGUUUAAUUUAUGCAUACCACCCACUAACCAAACAUAGAC
Messenger RNA from Panicum virgatum (switchgrass), 1422 nucleotides. Its product is annotated as ethylene-response factor C3-like. The coding region runs from base 372 to 1214 and encodes 280 amino acids. NCBI's taxonomy places the organism in Eukaryota, Viridiplantae, Streptophyta, Magnoliopsida, Poales, Poaceae. Gene Ontology annotation, biological process: ethylene-activated signaling pathway; regulation of DNA-templated transcription. Gene Ontology annotation, molecular function: DNA binding; DNA-binding transcription factor activity. The transcript has a single exon. The record is from RefSeq and is a predicted model, not a curated record.